Saprolegnia parasitica CBS 223.65 is the source of this 1287-nucleotide messenger RNA. RefSeq lists its product as hypothetical. The coding region runs from base 64 to 1272 and encodes 402 amino acids. NCBI's taxonomy places the organism in Eukaryota, Oomycota, Saprolegniomycetes, Saprolegniales, Saprolegniaceae. The transcript has 3 exons. Gene Ontology annotation, biological process: nitric oxide catabolic process; cellular response to nitrosative stress. Gene Ontology annotation, cellular component: intracellular anatomical structure. The record is from RefSeq and is a predicted model, not a curated record. Gene Ontology annotation, molecular function: oxygen binding; nitric oxide dioxygenase [NAD(P)H] activity; FAD binding.
CCAAGCUCUCUCCGCACAUUCUGCCAUUCUGCCAUUCACCAAGUCCCUUCAACUACAAGCACCAUGACGCUUUCGGCCGACACGAUCCGCCUCGUCAAGGCCACGGCGCCCGUCGUCGGCGAGCACGGCUAUGCGAUCACGUCGCAGAUGUACUCGACGAUGCUGCCGAGCGACCCGAAGAUCUCGGCGCUCUUCAACCCGACGCACCAAGUGGUGCUGCCGGGCGAGUCGCGCGCGCGCCAGCCCAUCGCGCUCGCCGACGCCGUCGCCGCGUACGCCAACAACAUUGACAACCUCGGCGCGCUCACGGCCGCUGUCGAGCGCAUUGCACACAAGCACGUGUCGCUCGAGAUCCUGCCCGAGCACUACGAUGUUGUGGGCACGCACCUCUUGGCGGCGAUUCAGACGGUCCUUGGCGACGCCGCGACGCCCGAGAUCGUGGCGGCGUGGGCCGAAGCAUAUGGGUUCCUCGCCGACGUGUGCAUUGCGCGCGAGAAGGCGAUCCGCGACGAGAUUGGGACGCAGACCGGCGGCUGGUACGGCUGGCGCGACUUUGUCGUCGCCAAGGUCGUCGCCGAGUCGAGCGAGAUCAAGUCGUUCCAUUUGCGUCCGGCCGACGACAAGCCGCUCGUGGCCUUUCGCCCCGGCCAGUACGUGGGCGUGCGCUUUGAAACCGAGCACUUUACGACGCAGCGCAACUACUCGCUCUCGAUGGCACCCCGCAAGGACGAGUACCGCAUCACGGUCAAGCGCGAGGGCCCUGCGGCGUCCGGGUGUCCGAUGGGCAAAAUCUCGUCGUACCUCCACGACGACGUCCACGAAGGCGACACGCUGCAAGUGUCGGUGCCCUGCGGCGACUUUUUCUUGGACGUCAACGACAGCACCAAGCCCAUCGUGCUCCUCAGCGGUGGCGUCGGCAUCACGCCAUUGGCGGCCAUGGUCCACGACCUCCUCGACAAGAAGGUGUCCAACCCGAUUCUGUUUGUGCACGCGGCGCGGUCGCCGGCCGUCGAGGCGCUUCGCGACGAACUUCGCGCGCGGACCUCGGACAAUGUGUCCUUUGUGAGCGUCUACGGCACGCCGGUCGACGGCGAGCGCCACGGCCGCCUCAGCGCCGCGCUCCUCGACGAGAUCAUUCCAAACAAGGACGCGCACUACUACUUUUGCGGUCCGCCGGGCUUUAUGCGCAACGUGCGCGACAUUGUACUAUCGCAGUGGCACAUCCCCGCGGCCCAAGUCCACUACGAGUUUUUCGGCCCGCACGAUGCGUAAUCGAUUCCGCACAUG